UUAACCUCAAUGAAUUAUUUUGGUUAAAUACCAUUUUAAUCAAUCUGUAAUAUGUGAGGAUGAUAUUGUUUUGAAAAGAAAAUAGCAAAACACAAAAAUGGCGGUUUUUCACGCUCCCAUCAUCUCCAUUUCUUCCACCGCAUUGACGACUUCGCUAGCUCCGACGAAACCCAAAAGCUCAAAUUUAGCUUCCCUACCCAUCUCCGGCUGCUAUAUCCCGCGUUCUCUGUCGAAAGUUCCAAGCUUAUUACUUCUUAGAGCAAUCCCACUUCAGAAAUACGUGUAUCCUGACCCAAUUCCAGAAUUCGCUGUUAAUGAGACGAAGAAGUUCCGGAAAGAGCUCAAGAAGAAACUGUAUAAGGAAAGGGAUACAUUUGGCGAUGAUCUUGAUAAAGUCCUUGACACAUGUACAGAGUUAUUUAGUGAGUUUGUGCACAAGGAGUAUGGAGGACCUGGGACAUUGGUGGUGGAGCCGUUCACGGACAUGUUAAUUGGACUAAAGCAAAGGAAGCUGCCAGGGGCAAAUUUGGCAGCCCGGGCAUCACUUUUGUGGGCUCAAAACUACCUUGAUCAUGACUGGGAAAUUUGGAACUCCAAACUACAAUAAUUUAUUUUUCUUUUUUGUUUUUGUGAUUACAUUUUGAGAAAAGUGCAAAUUUGGUCCCUAUGUUUGGAAAAAAAAUUGGGUACGAGUCCUUAAACUAUAAACUUUGAACAUAAUGUCCUUUUGGGCAUGUUUGGUUGUUGGUUUUGUCCUUCCCAAACUGUAAAUUACCAUUUAUGAGCUUCACGGUGG
Molecule: messenger RNA, 796 nt
Organism: Lactuca virosa
Lineage: Eukaryota; Viridiplantae; Streptophyta; Magnoliopsida; Asterales; Asteraceae
Source: the annotation of a GenBank genome assembly